GAUGUCUUUUGAGGAGAUCAUCAAAGUUCAGAAAAAUGUGGGGACUAAAGCUUUCUACAAGAUGGCGCCAGGAGCUCGAGGAGGAAAAUUGUCAGGUGCCGGAAAAGAACAACUGGAUAAAAAUCGACCCAUGGAAAUGUCCUCUAAGAAGGCGGUCCGAUUCUUGAGGAAGGUGAUCCCGGCCAGGACAGCGAUUCGGCGAGAUCCACGGUUUGAUGAUCUCUCCGGAGAGUUUAAGCCGGAGGUGUUUGAGAAGACGUACAGGUUCCUGGAUGGGAUAAAGAAUAAGGAGAAGCAGGACUUGGAGAAGCAGCUUAAGAAGUCUCGGGACCCGGAGCUGAAGGAGCAGCUGAAGCAGUUACUGGACCGGAUGAAUCAGCAGGAAGAAGCUGCCAAGAAGAAGCAGAAGCUCCGGGAGAAAGAGGCAGAGUUCAAGAGACAACAGAGAGAGCGCGCCCAGCAGGGGAAGAAGCCUUUCUACCUCAAGAAAAGUGAUGUGCGGAAGUUGGAUCUUGCAGAUAAAUAUCAAGAGCUGAAGAAAAAAGGAAAAGUAGAGAAUUUCUUGAGUAAGAAGAGGAAGCGAAACUCCAUAAAAGACCGAAGGAGACUUCCCAGUCAGCAGUAGUGGUGGACUGUACUCCGGGGGGGCGAUGUGCUGCGACUCUUCUCGGCAAUGCAUCUUUGGAACAGUGGUGGGAUGCUCUGCUGGGCUGGAGUCCUCCCCGGGUCUGGUGUGAUGCUCUGCUGGGCUGGAGUCCUCCCCGGGUCUAGUGUGAUGCUCUGCUGGGCUGGAGUCCUCCCCGGGUCUAGUGUGAUGCUCUACUGGGCUGGAGUCCUCCCAGUCUCAGGUGUGAUGCUCUGCUGGGCUGGAGUCCUCCCCGGGUCUAGUGUGAUGCUCUACUGGGCUGGAGUCCUCCCAGUCUCAGGUGUGAUGCUCUGCUGGGCUGGAGUCAUCCAUUGUCUCUAGUGUGAUUCUGUGCUGGGCUGGAGUCCAUGGUGCCUGCAGAUCAUUCCACCUCCCAUGGGUUGUGUUGCUGAGGCCACUCCUGGUAUGUGUUUGGUCACAUAUUGUCCAGGGUCUAAGGUCAUCACUGUAGAGGCUCCUGACUCCAGUGUCAUCCCCAGCCUGUCAUGUACUUGGGGGCCCGGCUGCUGCAGAACCCCAUGAUGUUGACCUUAUUGUACUGUAAUAAACUCCUUCCUAGCUGUGGGCUGUCAUGUGGAUGUUCUUCAGCCCGAUCGCCCCAGGUGUAUAAUCAUGAAUUUGUAAUUAAAAUGUCCUUUUAUUAAUUUA
Hyla sarda is the source of this 1294-nucleotide messenger RNA. RefSeq names its product ribosomal RNA processing 36 (gene RRP36). NCBI's taxonomy places the organism in Eukaryota, Metazoa, Chordata, Amphibia, Anura, Hylidae. Bases 2 to 625 code for a protein of 207 amino acids. The record is from RefSeq and is a predicted model, not a curated record. The transcript has 6 exons. Gene Ontology annotation, cellular component: nucleolus; 90S preribosome. Gene Ontology annotation, biological process: maturation of SSU-rRNA from tricistronic rRNA transcript (SSU-rRNA, 5.8S rRNA, LSU-rRNA).